Molecule: messenger RNA, 1460 nt
Organism: Cicer arietinum (chickpea)
Lineage: Eukaryota; Viridiplantae; Streptophyta; Magnoliopsida; Fabales; Fabaceae
Product: alcohol dehydrogenase-like 7
Biological process (GO): formaldehyde catabolic process
Cellular component (GO): cytosol
Molecular function (GO): S-(hydroxymethyl)glutathione dehydrogenase [NAD(P)+] activity; alcohol dehydrogenase (NAD+) activity; zinc ion binding
Source: RefSeq, a predicted model, not a curated record
UCAUUGUUGUACAACUCUUUUCAACUAGUCUCCGUCUGAUAUCAAAGAUAGAUAUCAUCUUAUCCAAAUAUUUCACGUUCAACUUUAUAAUUUUGCAUAUUAAUAUUAAACCCUUUAUCAAAAAUUGUUCCUUCAUUCACUGUUUUGUUGAGUCACCAUGGAAGACAAAAUAGUAAGACCAAGUGAACAACAACAACCCAUAAGAUGUAAAGCGGCGGUUUGUCGCAAAGCAGGUGAGGCACUGAUUAUUGAAGAGAUAUUUGUAGCACCACCAAUGCCACAUGAAGCUCGGAUUCGAAUUAUAUGUACCUCUCUCUGUUACAGUGAUAUCACUUUCUGGAAGAUGCAGGAGCCUCCUGCAAUUUUUCCAAGGAUUCUGGGUCAUGAGGCAAUUGGGGUAGUGGAAAGUGUUGGAGAGGAAGUAACUGAAGUUACAAAAGGAGACAUUGUUGUCCCAAUUUUCAUGCCUGAUUGUGAAGAGUGUAUAGAUUGCAAAUCAAAAAAGAGCAACCUUUGUUCAAAGUUUCCUUUUAAUAUUUCACCUAGGAUGCUUAGACAUGAUUCUUCAAGAUUCACUGAUCUAAAUGGAGAGAUUAUAAACCAUUUCAUGUGUAUCUCUAGUUUUAGUGAGUACACUGUCGUUGACAUUGCAAAUCUACUCAAGAUUGAUUCAUCAAUUCCUCCCAAUAGGGCAUGCCUCCUUAGUUGUGGUGUAUCAACAGGGGUAGGUGCUGCUUGGAGAACAGCAAAUGUAGAGCCAGGGUCUACAGUAGCUGUUUUUGGACUAGGAUGCAUUGGAUUAGCAGUUGCUGAGGGAGCUAGACUUUGUGGAGCAACUAGGAUUAUUGGUGUAGAUAUCAACCCACAAAAAUUUGACAUUGGAAAGAAGUUUGGUCUCACAGAUUUUGUCCAUGCUGGAGAAUGUGAAAACAAAUCUGUUAGCCAGGUUAUUAUGGAGAUGACUGGUGGGGGAGCAGAUUAUUGUUUUGAAUGUGUUGGUAUGGCAUCAUUGGUGCAUGAAGCAUAUGCUUCAUGUAGAAAGGGUUGGGGAAAAACAAUUGUGGUGGGAGUUGACAAGCCAGGAUCUAAGUUGAGUUUUAAUAGUAGUGAUGUUCUUUUUCAAGGCAAGACUCUCAUGGGGUCCUUAUUUGGAGGACUCAAACCUAAGACUGAUGUACCCAUUCUUCUUAAACGUUACAUAGACAAGGAACUGAAUUUGGAUGAUUUUGUCACACAUGAGGUGGAGUUUAAAGACAUCAACAAAGCUUUUGAUUUAUUGAUUAAAGGACAGAGUCUUCGAUGUUUGAUUUGGAUGCACAAAUGAGUUGUUUUUAGUUUAUGUCAAUUUAAUAAUCGUUCCAUUUAGCACCUAAAUUAUGUCAUUAUGUAAAAUAUUGAAUAAUGUACUGUCACUUUUAUUUUAUUCUUUUAUGAAAUAAUAACUUAAGUAAAUUGGAUCU